AAUCACAUGAAAUUAGUUAAUGGGUGUAGAUUUCUGUCAUCAUGGCCCUGUUCAGUCGUAGUGCAAUUUUUGCUGAAGGUUUUCUGCGAAAAUCAGGCCCUAGGGUUCUGGCCUUUGCGAAUCAACGGAGGAACCUCAAUGUCCAGGAGCAUGUUUCCUACACUCUUCUCAAUGAGGCUGGUAUUCCAACGCCAAAGUUCGGAGUGGCUACAUCGGGGAAGGAUGCAUCCAGGAUUGCCAAUGACCUCAACACCAACAAUCUCAUACUGAAGGCUCAGGUUCUGGCCGGAGGACGUGGAAAGGGUCACUUCAAGAAUGGCCUAAAGGGCGGCGUGAGGGUUGUUUACACGAGUGAAGAUGCUGAGAAGAUUGCUUCCAAAAUGAUUGGCGAGAAGCUGAUUACGAAGCAAACUGGUGCUGCUGGAAGAAUUUGCAAUUCUGUGAUGGUGGCGGAGCGUAAAUUCCCCCGAAGAGAAUUCUAUUUUGCCGUUAUGAUGGAACGAGCAUUCAACGGUCCAGUGUUGAUCGCUUCCUCUCAGGGUGGUGUCAAUAUUGAGGAUGUGGCUGCUGAAGAUCCCAGCGCCAUUAUUUACGAACCCAUUGACAUCACCAGUGGCCUGACCAAGGAGCAGGCAUUGCGCGUAAUCAAGAAGGUUGGCUUGGAAGCAGUGUCUGACAAUGUGUCUCAGGUUCUGCUCAACAUGUACGACAUGUUCCUGAAGAAGGAUGCUCUUCUCAUUGAAAUUAAUCCCUUCGCCGAAGAUGCCGCAGAGACAUAUUUUGCUCUGGAUGCAAAGAUGCGCUUCGACGACAACGCCGAGUUCCGUCAGAAGGAUCUCUUUGCGUUGCGCGACGUGACGCAGGAAGACCCGAAGGAGGUUGAGGCUGCAAAGUUUGACUUGAACUACAUCACGCUGGAUGGGACAAUUGGUUGUCUCGUGAAUGGUGCUGGCUUGGCAAUGGCCACAAUGGACAUUAUCAAGCUCUACGGAGGAGAUCCGGCUAAUUUCUUGGAUGUGGGCGGCAGUGCCAGUGCCCAGGCUGUCAAGGAAGCCUUCAAGAUCAUUACGGCCGACCCGAAUGUUCAUGCAAUUCUUGUGAAUAUCUUUGGUGGCAUUAUGAGGUGCGAUGUGAUCGCUGAAGGUAUUAUUGCUGCUGCAACGGAGCUCAAUCUCAAGACUCCCAUCAUAUGUCGGCUGCAGGGGACGAAUGUUGAUGAGGCGAAGGCGUUGAUUAAAAAUUCAAAAUUGCGAAUUUUACCACGAGACGACCUGGAUGAAGCUGCCAAUUUGUCCGUUCAUCUCGCCCAAAUUGUCCAUUUGGCACGCGAAGUAAACUUGGACGUCAACUUUGAGAUACCAGAUUACCACAAGUAAUUCAGUUGAUAACACAGGAGAUUUCAUCCUCAGGCGGGUAAUUCCACGUAAAAAGUAAAUUAAAUUAAAAGAAAAAAUACCCACAUAGAUCAUUCAAAAAAAAAUACGAGAUGGAGAAAAAAGAAACAGGAAGUUCUCUUUAAAAAAAAGUCUUUCGGUAUUUCUCGAUUAAAAGAAAAUCUUUAAGGAAUAAAAAAAAACCACAUAAAUGUUGUUGAGAAAGUAAAUAAUUUAUUUUUCUUUUAGUUUCUGUGCAUAAUUCUUUUUUUUUUCUGUUGUAUGCAAUCGAAUAAAAUGAAUUCGCUUAGCUAAAAUAAAUGGAGAAGAAAAAAUGCUAGAGAAUAUAAAAAAUUAUAACUAA
This is a messenger RNA of Lutzomyia longipalpis, 1737 nucleotides long. It is a transcript of the gene ScsbetaA, whose product is annotated as succinate--CoA ligase [ADP-forming] subunit beta, mitochondrial. The coding region runs from base 42 to 1376 and encodes 444 amino acids. The transcript has 6 exons. The record is from RefSeq and is a predicted model, not a curated record. Gene Ontology annotation, biological process: succinyl-CoA metabolic process; tricarboxylic acid cycle. Gene Ontology annotation, molecular function: succinate-CoA ligase (ADP-forming) activity; ATP binding; metal ion binding. Lineage: Eukaryota; Metazoa; Arthropoda; Insecta; Diptera; Psychodidae. Gene Ontology annotation, cellular component: mitochondrion; succinate-CoA ligase complex.